Marmota flaviventris (yellow-bellied marmot) is the source of this 1345-nucleotide messenger RNA. RefSeq names its product membrane-spanning 4-domains subfamily A member 6B-like. Gene Ontology annotation, cellular component: plasma membrane; trans-Golgi network. The record is from RefSeq and is a predicted model, not a curated record. NCBI's taxonomy places the organism in Eukaryota, Metazoa, Chordata, Mammalia, Rodentia, Sciuridae. Gene Ontology annotation, biological process: cell surface receptor signaling pathway.
CUGUUGAUCAGACUUGGAGAACCCGGAGUUACCACGUCCUGGGGGUUUCUGAGAGUCAGCUGGGACCACGGCACUGGUCCUCGGGCACAGUGUCAGCAGCACCAUCAUGAUUUCACAACCUGUGCCCAGUGCAAAUGUGGCUGUGCUCACAUCAAAUGGCAUCAACUUUCCCCAAACAGAGAAUACAAGACCCACCCAUAAUAACCUGGACAACUUGAAGAAACGUCUAAAGGCAGAGGUCAAAGUCAUUGGGACGAUCCAGAUCAUGUGUGGUGUGAUGGUGUUGAGCCUGGGGAUCAUUUUGGCAUCUGCUCCCUUCUCUCAACAUUUUAGCUGGGUGUACUCCGCCCUGUUAAAAUCUGGUUAUCCAUUCAUAGGAGGCUUGCUUUUUAUCGUCUGUGGAUCUCUAUCAAUCGUCACAGAGAAGAUGUCAACAGAGGUUUUGGUUAAUAGCAGCCUGAUCACAAACAUUCUGAGUGCUCUGUGUGCCCUGGUGGGUUUCUUUAUCAUCGCUGUCAAUCUAGCUGCUUUGGGUCCUGCCUCAGAGGAGUGCGUGUUGAAGCAACAAGCUAAGCCAACCACUUUUUUGGGGUAUUACUAUCCCCAUAAUGGAGAGAACUACAGGGGCUGCUACCCAGCCAAAGCCAGUCUAGCUGGAGUCCUGUCUGUGAUGCUGAUUGGCACCGUGUUGGAGGCCUGCCUGGCUGUGCUCAUUUCUGUGCUGUGGUGGCUGCAGGCCCACUCUGAUGUCCCUGGGGGUGUGUUAUUCCUGCCUCAUAGUAACAGGAAUAAAUUCAACAUGGCCCCAAAGGAGCUUUGUAACCCUGCAUAUGAGGAAAUGAUGACUUCUUAAAGAACAAAGAAGAGGAAAAUAUUCAGCAGAAAUUGGUCUUCAUGAUAAUAAAUAAUAAUAGUAAUAAACCCAUCAUAGAACAGAAAAGUUUUGGUUCCCUAAAAUGUAGACUUUUUAUGCAAUGAGUAUUACAAAACUUGUUGAAUGUAUGUGUCCCCUGAUGCACUCUUGAUUUGCCGGACAUCGUCGGCUUCAGCAAAAGCACAGGUCUGGAAAACCGCUUAAUAGACUGGCCCAAAAGUCCCAGACAUGUCCCAGAAAACUAGGUACAAUGUUUCAGUGGAUCUUAGUGAAGCUGAGGAGACAACUUUUUCCUGCACCCCUUAACAGGAGUUAUCUGAUUGGUUGUAGAUUUGGUCUCUCUUAGAGGUGGCAUUAAUUGUUCACCUCAUGUAUUUCACUUGUUAGUGCCUGGAGACAAGUUCAUGUGAUGGCAGAGACUGUAAAAGUAGUUGGCUUCAAAAUAAAGUCUUUGUGUGACUGCACAUUUUA